AUGCUGCAGGAUCACAGCGAGACCCACGGCAAGCACUCCCAGGACCUGGACGAGCGAAGGGCUGCCCACGCCUCUUUGGAGGAGCGAGUGGCGUACCUUGAGAAGGAGCUGGGGGACUCCGGCCUGGACGAGCGAAGGACUGCCCACGCCUCUUUGGAGGAACGACUGGUGGAGUUCCAAGGGCGCGUGGCAGAUGUCGAGGGCAGCUUGCGGGAGGACCUGAAGGACCUCCAGGACCUGCGAGCCUUUUACAGGCGGCAUUCCUCGCUGCCUGAGCGCGUGACCUGGCUGGAACAGGAGCACGCCAGCGCAGCAGAGCGUCGCGUGGCCGAGACGGUAAGCCUGAGGCGGCUCCACGAAGAGAUUCGCGGCAUGCACGAUGGUACCUGCCUGGAGGCCCGCGUGGGGGCGCUGGAGCGGAAAGAGGCUCAGAGCGUCCGGCAACUGGACCUGCUUGCGGACUGCCUGCAGAGGGAGCUCCGGGCCAAGUCCAGCCAGCUGCGCCGCCCGUCCAGCCCCGCGUCGCUCGCGCUGCCCGCGGGAGGCGACUCCCCCGAGGGCACGGUGCCAUCGCGCCCUUCGCCGGCGGCGCCGCCGAGCGAGCCCUCGGCGCGUGGCAUCUGGUGGGGCUGA
Molecule: messenger RNA, 633 nt
Organism: Prorocentrum cordatum
Lineage: Eukaryota; Dinophyceae; Prorocentrales; Prorocentraceae
Source: the annotation of a GenBank genome assembly